Cuscuta europaea is the source of this 1807-nucleotide messenger RNA. Lineage: Eukaryota; Viridiplantae; Streptophyta; Magnoliopsida; Solanales; Convolvulaceae. The record is from the annotation of a GenBank genome assembly.
UGACAAGAGAGUUUCUUAGUGAAGAUCGUCACAAAUUUCAAUCCAAUAUCUCUUUGACUAGAGAUGAAGAUUUAUAGUGUACAGCUUAUUUGAAUCGCAUCUGAUCCGAUUGUGUUCAAUUUCAAUCCCACUUUAACAGAUCCUACAUCUUACUAAUUUAUCGGUUUUGAUGACUAAUUUAUGUGGAGUUUGGUGAAUAUAUUGUUCUAGGCCAGACCUGUGUUUCGUUUGAUCCCAUUUAGGAGCACAGAAUUGGUUAUAUUCGUUUGAAAGAAUGGCAAAAAAAUUACCAAGGUUUCCUGCCAAAGCCAAGUCAAGCAUCGACCCCUCUUUUCAAAACUCCGUCUGCAUCCAUCUCUUCUCAAACUCUUCAAAGCACAAAGCUGCAACCAUCUCACCGCAGAACCCCCUUCCUGUCAGCAAGAAUCUCAAACUCUCUUCGCAUAAAUUCACUUCCGCACCGCCUCCGUCGUUUGGCUGUUGUCUCCGUUGUCUGGUCACAUCUCUGUUUUCUAGUCAUUGCCUCUGCCUCGAGGUCGUCGCCCCAACCUCUAUGUUGCCGCCCAUUUCUCUACUUCUUUAAUUUCUGUCCGAUUAGAGGUGAAUGAGAUGGUGACAAUGAGCAUCAGGAGUAGAAAUGGAUGCAAAUUCAGAUCUUUGGCGAUAGAAACAAUUAGCUUCAAAUCUGUGGCGGUGGCUAUAGAGCUAGGCUGGUCAGGAUUGUGAUGGCUACCAUGUCUGGCUAGGUUGGGCGGGCUUUGGUUCUUAGGUUGGACAGUGAAAUCCGCUAGGGUAUGAUUAAUCGGGACUUCAACGGGGCUAGGGGCCAGUAGCGGCAGCCAGGGCUACAUAGGAUUGCAACGGAGCUUAGGGGGUUGAGAGGCUAGGGAGGGACAUUGUUGUGAGAAUAAUGGAAAAGUUACUCCCUAAGGAGUCCUGGUAGAUAUAUUUAUAAUAAAGAGAGUUUAAUGUCAAGUACAAUACUAAGCCUCUAAUAAUUCUAUUACACCCCCUCAAACUGUGUGGGAGAUACAACGCACAGGUUGUCUUUUAAAAAAUGAAAACGUUGACUAGAGAGACUUUUAGUGAAAAUAUCUGUCAGCUGUAGAUGAGUAGGAACAUGCUUAACAAUCAAAUCUCCAUGAGCAACCCAUUCGCGAAUAAAAUGAUAAUCAAUCUGAAUAUGUUUACUACGAGCAUGCUGUACCGGAUUUGCAGUCAAGUAGGAAGUAGAGAUAUUAUCACAUAAUAAAUGUACCGGCUCUGUGAUUGGCCACCCAAGUUCGAACAGUACGGAGCGGAUAUGUAGUGUGUCUUGUACUGUGUAAGCAAUGGCCCUAUAUUCUGCUUAUGUGGAGGACUUGGAAACAGUAGGUUGCUUCUUAGUCUUCCAAGAAACCAAAUUAGGACCCAAAAAUACAGCAAAACCUGUUGUGGACCGAGAACGAUCAGGACAACCUGCCCAAUCAGCAUCAGAGUAAGCAACAACACAAGUUGGCCGAGAAGACUGUUGAAGCCAUAGUCCAUGAUCUCAUGUUCCCUGCAAGUACCCGAAAAAUCUUUUGACUGCAAAAAGAUGAGUGGUACGAGGAGCAUGCAUGAACUGAGACACUAAGUGUACUGCAUAAGUAAUAUCUGGCCGUGUCAAAGUUAAAUAUUGUAAUGCACCAACCAUGCUGCGAUACUCAGUAGAAUCAGACAAUAAGUCACCAUCAGAAAGAGACAAAGUGGUACGGGAAGCUAACGGGGUGCGAACAGGCUUUACAGUAUGAAGAUGAAAACGGGCUAGAACGAAUAGCCUCAACCC